UACUGUUAAACCAGAUGGACAUAACUACUCAAGCAGCUUUUCUUGCUCACUGAAAACUGCAGAAGCAAAGCUCAAGAAACAUGGCUGACUCAAAAAACAUGACUUCAUCUUUCAACCAGACCUGUGAUCCAGUUGUCCCAUCAGUCAACCCUUUCUUUGUACUGGUCUACAGUCUGGUGUUUCUGGUGGGUUUACCCCUCAAUGGCUUCAUCCUAAAGUUUUACUUUGGUCAAGCUCAGCAGCAGGCAUCAAGCAGCUUGAUGGUCUACCUGAAGAACCUGACAGCUGCUGACUUCCUGCUCUGCCUCUCUCUGCCGCUGCGCAUCGCCCACUGUGGUAGCAAGUUAUUCAUCAUUCGAAGGCUCUACUGCAGUUUUGGAGCUUCUGCUGUCUAUGUCAACAUUUAUGCCAGCAUCAUAUUCAUGUGUUAUAUCGCUGCCAACAGGUAUCUGAAGAUCGUCCAUCCUUCAGGAACUCAUGUCCUGCAGUCAGUGCGAACUGCGCACAUCAUCUCCAUGGUCACCUGGGUUUGUCUCCUGGCUCCAUCAGUAACUUACAGCAUCCUCUUUUUCAUCACCGAGAAACCUCUAAUGUUUACCCCCAGCCGCUGUGGGGCCCUCUUUAGUGCAUCAAUCAGCCUGUUGUUCAAGAUCCUCCACACCCUCUGCACCAUCAUUUUCCUGUUGGUCUUCAUAUCCAUGGUCUUCUUCUACUACAGCAGCUCCCGCAGGGUGUUGCAGGCACAGGAGACACAGCUGGCCUCCUCUGGCUCUGAGAAGCUGGUGAAGUCUCGCAGAAACAUGUUGGUGCUGGUCAGCAUCUUCUGUGUUUGUUUUGUCCCCUACCACCUCGUUCGACUUCCCUAUGCUUUUCUGUGGAACAGCUGCUCUGUGGGUCCAGUGUUGUACUACCUGAAGGAAGUGGCCAUCAUGGUGUCAGUUUUCAACAUUUGUCUGGACCCUGUUGUUUACUUUUUCCUCUGCAAGACUUUUCGGGCUCAGGUGGGUUUACUCCUCAAUGGCUUGAUCCUGAAGUUUUACUUUUGUGGAGCUCAGCAGCAGGCAUCAAGCAGUUUGAUGGUCUACAUGAAGAACCUGACAGCUGCUGACUUCCUGCUCUGCCUCUCUCUGCCACUGCGCAUCGCCCACUAUGGUAGCACAUCAGUCAUCGUUUGGCAGCUCUACUGCAGCUUUGGAGCUUCUGCCCUCUUCCUCAACAUGUACGCCAGCAUCUUAUUCAUGUGUUAUAUAGCUGCCAACAGGUAA
Messenger RNA from Oreochromis niloticus (Nile tilapia), 1265 nucleotides. Its product is annotated as P2Y purinoceptor 14-like. Gene Ontology annotation, biological process: G protein-coupled receptor signaling pathway. The coding region runs from base 81 to 1265 and encodes 394 amino acids. Gene Ontology annotation, molecular function: G protein-coupled purinergic nucleotide receptor activity. NCBI's taxonomy places the organism in Eukaryota, Metazoa, Chordata, Actinopteri, Cichliformes, Cichlidae. Gene Ontology annotation, cellular component: membrane. The transcript has 5 exons. The record is from RefSeq and is a predicted model, not a curated record.